AUGGUUGGAAUCAAUACCUUCGCCGUCGAAGAAUGGAUGGACACAUAUGAAACUACCGCAAAGCACAAUCUUGCGGAAACCUGCAGUGCCUCCAUCUCCCUCAACGAUCUUCUAGCCCUAUCCCCCAAGGAUAAUCUGAUAGAUUUCUCACAGAAGCAAGUCUACGGCGCGAUAAGAGGCACUGAGGCACUGAGAACGAACAUUGCUAAUCUUUAUUCACCAUCGUCUGAGUCUCAAGACGGCCCUGUGUCUGCGGAAGGGGUGCUUGUUACCAAUGGCGCCAUUCAGGCCAAUUUCUUGGCUCUUUUUACCAACGUUGGACCCGGCGAUCAUGUCAUUUGUCAGUACCCGACGUACCAGCAGCUGUAUUCUGUACCGGAGUCUUUCGGAGCGGAAGUCAGUCUCUGGCGAUCGGAGGAAGGGCAUGGGUGGGGGAUGGAUCUGCAAAAGUUGAAGGAUUUGGUAAAGUCCAACACGAAGAUGAUCAUUUUGAACAACCCACAAAAUCCCACCGGAGCAGUUCUCCGACGUGAAGAGCUGCAGGGGGUAGUUGACAUUGCUCGGGAGCAUGGUAUCAUAAUUCACUCCGAUGAGGUUUAUCGUCCUCUGUUCCAUUCUCUGGAUGCUGAGCAGGAUGUGCCUCCGUCUAUUCUUGAAUUCGGAUAUCAAAAUGUCGUUGCAACGGGUUCCAUGUCCAAAGCUUUCAGCUUGGCUGGCAUCCGCCUGGGCUGGAUCGCCUCACCAAACUCCAACAUCAUCGAGGCUUGUGCUACAACCCGUCAUUACACUCUGAUUUCGGUCGGUCAGAUCGAUGAUAGUGUAGCGACGCAUGCGCUCUCGCGCCCGUGCGUGGACAAUUUGUUGCGACGAAAUGUCCAGCUUGCAAGGCAGAAUCUCGCUGCCCUUGAUGACUUUAUCGGCGAAUUCAGUUGGGCCGUGAAGUGGACGAGACCGAAGGCGGGAACGACCGCAUUUCUCAAAUUCGUCAACAGGGAAGGGAAAGCGAUCGACGAUGUCGAGUUCUGCAAGAAGCUCCAGAAGAGGACUGGAGCGAUGCUGGUUCCCGGAAGCAGAUGCUUCGGCGGAGACGUUGACUUCCGUGGAUAUGUGAGAAUGGGCUACGUUCCCGAGAACGAGGUCAUGGUCGAUGGUCUGAACGCCCUGAAGAAGUUCAUGGCCGAUGAGUAUGAAGAUUUGCCACUGGCUUGUUGA
Penicillium brevicompactum is the source of this 1212-nucleotide messenger RNA. RefSeq names its product putative aminotransferase. Gene Ontology annotation, biological process: biosynthetic process. The transcript is spliced from 3 exons. Bases 1 to 1212 code for a protein of 403 amino acids. Gene Ontology annotation, molecular function: catalytic activity; pyridoxal phosphate binding. The record is from RefSeq and is a predicted model, not a curated record. NCBI's taxonomy places the organism in Eukaryota, Fungi, Ascomycota, Eurotiomycetes, Eurotiales, Aspergillaceae.